UUACAGGCGUGAGCCACUGCGCCCAGCCAACAUUUCUUAGCUUAAUGUUUGCAUACUCCAGCUUUAUCUCUUGGCAGCCCAAAGUAGAUUCCUGGGUUCAACCAGAAGUUCCUUGAAAAUUGUCAGACUUCAUAGAAGUGUGGAGUUGGGAGUCAUGGAUCUAGUACUGUACUUCCACUUACUGGCAAACCCCUUGGGACAGAGUAUUAAGUUUGAUAGACUUGGGUUCAAAUCCUGGCUCUGCCACUUACUAUCUGUGGGAGCUUGUUACCUCUCUGAGCCUCAGUUUCUUCUAGAUCUAGAAGGAGAAUAGUAUUUAUUUUGAAGGGUUGUUGUCACAACUAACUUAUAAGUGUAUAAAAUGCCUAAUCUAGGUUUAGUACUUCAUGGGUGUUUAAUAGGUGGGAAUUAUAACCUGGAAACACUGGAGUGGGUGGGAUGAUGAUCUGGGCAAUGUAUUAUUAUUUGUUUACUAUUACCAGAUCCAGAUAUAUGCAGGGGAAAGCCAGCUUAGAAUUCAAAAAGCCGCUUUACAUAGCUACUUUUGCUAAAUGGAUGUCAAAUAAAUAUGUAAUGAUACUUGCAGUGUGACUUAAUAAAGGCCUUCAGGGGUUUUCCCAGCUUUCACUGUUAGGACUUUUUCUGAUAAUAGUCCCACACUUUCCUACUCUGAUGUGUCCUCACUCAGGAGCACUGUCUGGCUCUCCCCACAGGGAGCUGGGGACAGUUUCCUACCUGAAGCGUUGAGGUGAAUUCUGUGCUCACUUUUCCUUUCUCUCUCCUUGUCUGCCUCUCUCACCCUGAGGUCUUAUCUCGUCCUCUGGGAGGUAUGUUAAGUGCUCUGCCAGGCUGUCUGUGCCUGGCCUGUUUUUUCUCACUGCCAGUACCUCUUGGAUUCCAAUUCCAAACAUGGUAUCCAUCUGGGGUCACCCUUUCUUCCGGUGCCAAGAGAGAACACAUUCCAAAUGGAACACAAGUGUGCCUCCCAUGCUGGCUCUCCUCAUUCUGCUUGGGAAAAACAGAGAGCAGGAUGUGGCCGCGUCAUCCCACACUGCUGGGCUUUUCGGUCCUGUAGUGCUACUUUCCCUUGGGACUAUUUAGGUUUUUCUGCUAAGAACCAAAUUUGAAGACUGCCCCAAGAAACAUGGAACCAAGGAAGUUUGCCAGAGCUCUGCAGGGAGAGCCAGAGCCUUGCUGAGGCAGGGGUGGGGGGGCGGGGAGGGGGAGAGGUUGGGGGAGGAGAGAGAGAGAGAGAGAGAGAGAUUUUUAAAUUCUCCAUGAAGUAUACUAUGUUCCAUCACUCCUUCCCAAAGCCACUGGAAGCAUUCCUUCUAAGAAAGGUGGAGUUGGUGGCGAGAAGCUGGAGGUGAGAAGAACCCUGAACGGACGGAUUCAUUCAUUUUCUGAAUUUCCUAUGUGAGGACGUAUUAGAGCCCAGUGAGGCUUUGAGAGGCCCCAAAGAUGAGCGCCAACAGCAGCAGAGCGGGCCAGCUUCUCUUGCAGGCUUCAGCGUGCAUUAGCUGGAAGCAGGAUGUGGAAGGGGCUGUCUACCAUUUAGCCAACUGCCUCUUACUCCUGGGCUUCAUGGGGGGCAGUGGGGUGUAUGGAUGCUUCUAUUUUUUUGGCUUCCUGAGUGCAGGUUACCUGUGCUGUGUGCUGUGGGGCUGGUUCAGUGCCUGUGGCCUGGACAUUGUUCUUUGGAGCUUCCUGCUAGCUGUGGUCUGCCUGCUCCAGCUGGCACACCUGGUAUACCGCCUGCGUGAGGACACCCUCGCUGAGGAGUUUGACCUCCUCUACAAGACGCUGUGCCUGCCCCUGCAGGUGCCCCUACAGACAUACAAGGAGAUUGUUCACUGCUGCGAGAAGCAGGUCUUAACUCUGGCCACUGAACAGACCUAUGCCGUGGAGGGUGAGACACCCAUCAACCGCCUGUCCCUGCUGCUCUCUGGCCGGGUUCGUGUGAGCCAGGAUGGGCAGUUUCUGCACUACAUCUUUCCAUACCAGUUCAUGGACUCUCCUGAGUGGGAAUCACUACAGCCUUCUGAGGAGGGGGUGUUCCAGGUCACUCUGACUGCUGAGACCUCAUGUAGCUACAUUUCCUGGCCCCGGAAAAGUCUCCAUCUUCUUCUGACCAAAGAGCGAUACAUCUCCUGCCUCUUCUCGGCUCUGCUGGGUUAUGAUAUCUCAGAGAAGCUCUACACUCUCAAUGACAAGCUCUUUGCUAAGUUUGGGCUGCGCUUUGACAUCCGCCUUCCCAGCCUCUACCAUGUCCUGGGUCCCACUGCUGCAGAUGCAGGACCGGAGUCCGAGAAGGGUGAUGAGGAAGCCUGUGAACCAGCUGCGUCCCCUCCUCAGGCCACGCCAACCUCUCUCCAGCAAACACCUCCUUGUUCUCCCCCUCCAGCUGCCACCAACUUUCCUGCACCUCCUUCCCGGGCCAGGUUGUCCAGGCCAGACAGCGGCAUCCUGGGUGAGGACUCCACCAGUCUGGUGCUGGAGGAUUUUGAGGAGGUGUCAGGAUCAGAAUCAUUUAUGGAUUAUAGGAGUGAUGGGGAGUACAUGAGGUGAAGGGAGAACUAACAUGGGCACAGCCACCGGCUCAGGAUCCUAUCUUCUAGAAUUCCUCUCCAGAGUUACUCUCCAGUUAUAUCCAGGGGACAGGCCCCUUUGGCUCCAACCCACACGCCUGAACUUUAAGGAUCAUUGGACUGUCUUCUCUGUGGCCGGCACAGCUCCCUUCUGUGUUCACAGAAUGGCCACUGAUAGGCACGCCUCUUUCCCCACCCACUGGAAGGCUCACAGGCAAGGUGAGAGAGGACACAGAAGGUGCCAACACUGUCGCUAUAGUAAGGACCUUGAGUGACUUUGAGAAAUUCACCCUCGCAAGCCUUCCUUCAGGAGCAGGCAUUGGAAAUGCAGAGGCGCAGAUUCCAUUCUUUACCAGCUGCAGAAUCUUGGGCAAGUUGCACGGCCUCUGUGAGCCUCAUCGGUAAACAGUGGGGGUAAGGAAACCCACCUCACAGGGUUGUUGUGAGGAUCCGAUGAGUUGAUUUAGGUAAGCACCUAGCACAUGGCGUGGCACCAAGUAAGCACUCAAUAAAUCACUCAAUUCCUUUCCCUA
Cercocebus atys (sooty mangabey) is the source of this 3121-nucleotide messenger RNA. It is a transcript of the gene POPDC2, whose product is annotated as popeye domain containing 2. Gene Ontology annotation, cellular component: sarcolemma. The transcript is spliced from 4 exons. Lineage: Eukaryota; Metazoa; Chordata; Mammalia; Primates; Cercopithecidae. Gene Ontology annotation, molecular function: cAMP binding. The record is from RefSeq and is a predicted model, not a curated record. Bases 1462 to 2568 code for a protein of 368 amino acids.